AUGUCUACCACACAAACUCCUCAGGCAGCACGGCGUGCCUCAGCCGCCCUGCCUCUUGAUAUGGCCCAGAUUUCUCGACCAACAACACGGGAAUUCGUGACAAAUCCAGUUCAAGACGAUGGCUCACAAGCAGUCCGCCCUCGCAGCCGUCGCGUGACGAGCUAUCAUCAUCCUUUCCAGACUCGAUGCUUACCUUGCAACGACUCUGCACCAUCAUAUGCAACAGCCACUCGCACUUCGAAGUUCCCACCCGCCCCUCGAUUCUUCGACAAUGGAAAGGAGGUCCUGCCGAAAUACACUUGCACUGUGUCAAGAGAGGGUCCUAUGCAAAUGCGCAUUGAGAAGAUCUCGCCUUUCCAAUAUCUUCAAAAGCAAGACUUUCGCACUGUUUACGUUGUUCUCAACGGCACUCAAUUGAGCGUUCACAAGAUCAAGACUGUUCAGCUUGCCGGCCAUUCCCUGCCCACCGCCGGAAGGCUGAUCAAGCGAUACUCGCUCCAGCACGCUGAAAUUGGCUUGGCCACGGAUAUUCAGUACAACCAACUGAUGCCCGCGACCCGGCUCGCACACUUUAUUCCUACCGCUGCCCGUCGCAAGGCUUUCGAGAAGGACCCCGACCUUUUCACACCCAUCUCACAGGUCGUGCUUCGCCUGCGUCUUGAGACUGACCAGUUCCUCUUGGCAGACCACUCAGAGGAACGCAUCUUCAGAUGGAUCCAUGAUCUUUCUGCCAGCAUCGAUAUCUCGUUGCCAUUGGAUGAACGUUCUGCGCCGAAACCGUGCACUAUUCCUAGACGCCGUCGCAGACAGAGACAGGAAACGGAGAACAUUGAAGAUCAAAAUGUUAUCGAAGAGCAAGAGCGCAUCAUGCGCGAGAUGUAUCCCUCCUUGGCACGAUCGAUUGAGAGAGGCACAGAAGGAGCAGACCUCACACGCACGGAAACUACGUACGACACCAACGCUCUGACGCUCACUGCCACUAUGGAUCAGGAGGCCGAGGACAUUGAUCUUUCGUUCCUGGCAGAAGAUCUUGGCCAAGAACAACCCUCGACUACUCGACCUGCCAACAUUCGCCAAACAACUUCUUCUACCGUUUCUACGACAGCAUCUUCGUUCCAGUACGAAACCAGCCCUGACAACUUGGGCCCCGGAGGAAAGUGGAAUCCACCACAUGCUCGUACGAAUGCUUCACAGUGGCGAUACAUCAAGCGAUGCAUGCCCACACUGCUCUUCGAUGCUCCGCGCGCCACCGACAUUAUUAUAUGCCAUGGUCGUCGCUUGAGAGUCAACACCAAGAUGGACAUGCUUGAGGAAUGGGAACUGAACCCACCUUCUUAUGAUAUCCACGAAUUCCCCGAAGGCCUGGAUCGUUCUAUUACCAUGGCAUCUUCUCUCGCAACCACAUCUUCUACCCUUACAGCAUCGAGCAUCGACACCCAGGAUGGAAAGGCCGCUGCUCUUACCCACCAGAUUCCUGAAGGCGACCUGAAGAGAAGCUCACAUGUCCCCAUGCCCACUCGCAACAAGAUUCCAGAGCGUACCUUGAUGGAAGAGGGCAUCGUCGUGGUCGCUUUCUAG
Messenger RNA from Aureobasidium vineae, 1578 nucleotides. The record is from the annotation of a GenBank genome assembly. Lineage: Eukaryota; Fungi; Ascomycota; Dothideomycetes; Dothideales; Saccotheciaceae.